Molecule: messenger RNA, 1146 nt
Organism: Camellia sinensis
Lineage: Eukaryota; Viridiplantae; Streptophyta; Magnoliopsida; Ericales; Theaceae
Source: RefSeq, a predicted model, not a curated record
AGUGUUCCAUCAUGGGAUCUCAUCUAGCAUUCCUAACAGUUUACCCUCUCUGGUGAGAGUUGAAUUACUUGGCAAUCAAUCCGGCCUCCCUGAGCCCGGCCUUUCACCAGGCCAGCCAAAAAUUGAAUUCCAGGGAACACCCAAUUUUCAUCCUCAUUCACUUCCAGAGUAUCAGGAUGGUUUAACUAAUCGUGCUUCUUGUAAUUCCCCGGGCAUGGCUGCAAAUAUUAGUGCCAGUCCAUCUGAAAGAAUUGAGAAUCGCCAGUUCUGUAGAGUAAGCUCAAAUGGGCAUCCACUUGAACUGAAUGAUGCUGUUUUUGGUUCCUCUAGAAAUGGGAGCUGUUCACCUGGACAUCAUUAUAUUUGGAGUAAUUCAAAUAAUCCCCCUCAGCCUCAAGGCAUGAUGUGGCCCAAUGGGGUUUGCACUACUCAUCCCCCUCCACGGUUGCAUGCAUUUCCCAGAGCACCGUCUCAUAUGAUGAACACACUUUUACCCAUGAAUAACCACCAUGUUGGAUCAGCACCGUCUGUGAAUCCUUCUCUCUGGGAAAGACGACACACCUAUUCUGGGGAAUCCCCCGAUGCUUCUGGCUUUCAUCGUGGUUCUCUUGGGAAUAUGAGAAUUUCUGGUAACUCACUACAUCAUUUGGAAUUUAUCCCCCAAAACAUGUUUCCUAGUGUUGGUGGAAAUUGCAUGGACCUUCCGAUUCCCUCCCAAAAUGUUGGUCUGCACUCCCCUCAUCAGGGGUGCCUGAUGUUUCCUGGCGGAGGCCAAAUGAUUCCUAUGAUGAGUCCAUUCGAUUCUCCUAAUGAACGGGCUAGAAGCCAUAGAAAUGAAGGCAAUUCCAAUCAGGCUGACAACAAGAAACAGUUUGAACUUGACAUUGACCGCAUAAUGCGAGGGGAAGACAACCGGACAACACUUAUGAUAAAGAACAUUCCUAACAAGUAUGCAAUACUUUACUGACCAUAAAAUCUUUGAAAUUAAUUAUUUGUCAAAAUUUAAGAUGCAAAUCGAUACUCCAUCAAAAUUGAAGUCAAUAUUUCUUUCGAAGAUGUUCCAAAGUUUUGUCAUGGUUGAAAGUCGGUCGUAGUUAUUGCUCUAUCCCCAUACCCUUUUUGCUACGAAAUACCAAUCCACACAUA